AUGGAGCCUCCGCAGCACACGGUUGACAUGCUGCGAGUGUAUAUGCCUUCGGGAGAGAUGCUGGUAGCUGUGCCUGUGGAAGAGCUGAGCACGGUGAAGGCCUUAAAGCAAAAAGUGCAGAGCAUUGGUGGCCUGCCACGAUUUCGACAAAGGCUGCUUCACGGCGGCACGGUGUUGAAGGAUGAUUUCAGGUUGGAAAGCCCUCUUGACCUGCAGCUGGUAGUCCUGAAUUACGUCGCUGCUUCAGAUGCACAGGGCAAUGAGCUUGUGGGAGCCUGCGCUUCGGGUACGGAGGCAGGGGUUGAGGCGAUACUUGACAGACCACAGGACCCAAACCGCCUUUCUGGAUUUGGCCCUUUAUUAGUGGGACCUCUUCAGUUGGCUUCUAUGAUGGGGCGAGUUGAUAACAUGCGCCUGCUUCUGGAAGCCCGGGCGGAACUUGAUGGCGUUUCUGACAGCCCUUUUUAUUCUCCACGAGUUACUGCUUUGUCUGGCGCGGCUGAGCAGGGACGUGUUGAUGCCGUACGCCUGCUCCUCGCGGCCAGAGCAGAUGCAGAAAUCCGAAGCUGUGGUCAUGGCCGGACUGCACUUUGGUUAGCCUCCUACACGGGACGGUCGAGAGUCGUGCGUCUGCUCUUGGAGGCUGGAGCUGAGAAGGAAGCGGCCGACAAUGUUGGCAUGACCCCACUCGGGGCAGCGUGCUCUAUGGGAAGAUUCAGAGUUGUGCGUUCACUGCUGGCGGCAAGUGCCAGCGUAUCUGCGCGCGACCGGGAUGCCGUUCUCAAGGCUCAUGUGCGGGGGCGAUUGCAAAUCCUAAGGUUGCUGUCAAAGCACAGGUGGUCGCGGACAAGGUUCACAAGAGACCCAGCGCGGCAAGAUGCCGUAGUCCAUGAAAGGCGGCUGCAGCUGCUGGAGGAUGGAAGCAUUUAG
Molecule: messenger RNA, 930 nt
Organism: Symbiodinium pilosum
Lineage: Eukaryota; Dinophyceae; Suessiales; Symbiodiniaceae
Source: the annotation of a GenBank genome assembly